AUGAGUGGCUGUAAACACAGCCUGAGCCAGCCGUUCACAAUCUUUUCCUCAUGUGAAUUCGACACUAUUGACAAGGUAAUUACGAGAGGUGCUCAUGCGGAUCUCGUAUGUGGGACUUUGAAGGUUGUUCGGCCGCGUAAAAGGGUCGCGGUAAAGGCGUUUCGCCGCGUUACUGCUCAGGACAAAAUUUCUAUCGAAAAUGAGUUGGCCAUCUGGCGGUUGCUAUGCGCUCAUCCUCACAUAGCCUCGUUCAUUGGAAUUGCGCCCAUCGAUAAUUACCACCCGAAAUAUUUUUCACAAGGUCCAGUGUCAGACUACUAUGUUCAUGGCGAUCUUAAUAUGUAUCUAUACAAGGUUGAUCCGGAUGUAAACAAUCACGAAAUGAGAUUUCUGCUGCUCCUAGGCGUCGUACGAGGACUUGCAUACAUCCAUUCGCAAUCGAUUGUGCAUGGAGACUUAAAGGCGGGUAACGUUCUGAUCGACGGUGAAGGUCAUGCGGCGAGGAUAUGCGAUUUUGGCUCUUCCAGAAUCGAGUGCGGGUGCUAUUCGGGCCCACAGACACAGGAAGGAACACUUGCAUGGGACAGUCCAGAGCUUUGGUACGAUCCUCUUACUGAAGGCGAAGGUGAUGAGGAAGACGACGACGACGACGUGGAGGAAAAGGUGCGGCAGCGCACUCAAAUGUCAGAUGUUUGGGCGUUUGGCUGUGUCGCUUUGGAGGUGCAAAUGGGGAUGGCACCUUGGGACCCCGAGCGUGAAGGGAAUCUUAGGAAAAUGUGUGCUAGACAGUAUAAUGCAGGAACAGGGCAUCCAGUACAGGAGUCAGCCUUGGAACUACAUUGUCAUCCGAUCGCAAGCAAAGUGUGGAGCAUGAUUCAAGACUGUUGGGAAGCGGACCCAUCACGGCGGCCAGAAUCCAGUAAACUGAUGACACUUUUGAUCAGGGGCCCCGGAGGAGAAAAGGCGUUGUCUAGUGCCCACAAAAAGUGA
Molecule: messenger RNA, 990 nt
Organism: Rhizoctonia solani
Lineage: Eukaryota; Fungi; Basidiomycota; Agaricomycetes; Cantharellales; Ceratobasidiaceae
Product: Tyrosine kinase specific for activated
Exons: 9
Coding region: 1-990 (329 amino acids)
Biological process (GO): protein phosphorylation
Molecular function (GO): ATP binding; protein kinase activity
Source: RefSeq, a predicted model, not a curated record